This is a messenger RNA of Penicillium roqueforti, 1275 nucleotides long. RefSeq names its product transcription factor HAC1 (gene hacA). Gene Ontology annotation, molecular function: DNA-binding transcription factor activity, RNA polymerase II-specific. The record is from RefSeq and is a predicted model, not a curated record. Lineage: Eukaryota; Fungi; Ascomycota; Eurotiomycetes; Eurotiales; Aspergillaceae. The coding region runs from base 1 to 1275 and encodes 424 amino acids. Gene Ontology annotation, biological process: positive regulation of transcription by RNA polymerase II. The transcript has 2 exons.
AUGGCGGAUACUAUCAACCCAAUGGAUACCCUCCCAACCUCCCCAUGUCCCGAGAUGUACACAGUUUCUCCCGCGGAUACAUCAUUAGACUCUCCGGAGCCGGAAGAUGACAUUAAGGAAGAAGAUGAUGAGAAGAAGCCAACAAAGAAGAGAAAGUCUUGGGGACAAGAACUCCCAACCCCCAAAACCAAUCUCCCUCCCAGAAAACGCGCCAAAACAGAUGAUGAGAAGGAGCAGCGUCGGAUAGAACGGGUCCUUCGAAACCGUGCUGCUGCUCAAACAUCUCGCGAGCGCAAGCGCCUCGAAAUGGAGAAGCUGGAGACCGAAAAGAUCCGCAUGGAGCAACAGAACCAGUUCUUGAUCCAGCGUCUAUCGCAGAUGGAGUCGGAGAACAACCGCUUGAGCCAACAAGUGGCUAAGCUCUCCGCCGAGGUCCGUGGAUCUCGCAGCGUGACUCCCAAAGCCAGCUCCCCGGCCAUCGAAUCUCCUACCCUCACGCCUACCCUCUUCAAACAAGAAGGCGACGAACUCCCUAUGGAACGGAUUCCUUUCCCCACUCCAUCCGUCACCGACUACUCCCCCACCUUCACACCUUCCACUCUGGCUGAGGCCUCCGACGUGACACAACAUCCUGCAGCGGUGUUGUGUGACCUGCAGUGUCCGUCGCUGGCCUCGAAGGAUCUGGAAGCGCCCUUCCGCUCUUCGACCUCUCCGAACCUCAAACUGCACAUGAUGUUGCAGCUCCUCUUUCUGACGAUGACUUCCGCCGCCUGUUCCACGGUGAUUCACCCGCUGAGCCAAAUCCUUCUUUCCCUGAAGACGGGUUCGCCUUUGACGUUCUCGACGGCGGAGAUCUAUCAGCAUUUCCCUUUGAUUCUAUGGUUGAUUUCGACCCCGAGUCUGUCGUCCUCGAAGGUGUCCAACCGACCGGUCUUUCGGAUGAGACUUCUCACCAGACUACUAGCUUGCAGCCCAGCCUUGGCGCGUCCGCUUCGAGAUGCGACGGGCAGAGCAUUGCAGCUAGCGGUUAGUGAGACUUUCUCCCGACAGACCUGGUCGGCUGGCGCCUCCGAGGCUCGACCGAGUUGGGAGUCGUUAUUAACCAUGGCCUGGGCAAUCGAUAGUCUCAGCCUGUCUAAACGGCAGCAGCGGGGAAACACAAUGAAAUUUAGUCGGCAACGCAGUAAUGGAAAGAUGCAUCGAGGUACACGGAGUUUUCGGAGUUCCAGCGCGAGCAAAGCUCUUUCGUCUUUGCUCAUGGGCAAACAGCGCUGA